UCGCCCGCCAGCCUGCCAUAAGCGCUCCCGCUCCGGCCCCGCAACUACUCCUCCAAGCGCCCCGACGCCGCCGCCACGAUGCAGCUCGUCCUCCCGGCCCUCCUGCUGCUCUGCCUGUCGCAGCUGAGCCGCGGCCAGAGCCCCUCGGCCACCCCCGCCCCCGCCACCAACCAGACCAGGCCCGUUUUCCUCUGCGGCGGCGACUACAACGCCAGCAACGGCUACCUGGCCAGCGAGGGCUUCCCCGAGCACUACCCGCACGGCCAGACCUGCACCUGGACCAUCACGGUGCCCGAGGGGCAGGUGGUGAUGCUCUCCUUCCGUGUCUUCGACCUGGAACCCGACCCGAUCUGCCGCUACGACUACCUGGAGGUGUUCAACGGGCACGCAGCCCUGGAGUCGCAGCGCCUGGGCCGCUUCUGCGGGACCUUCCGCCCCGGGGCCAUCCUGGCCACCAGCCGCCGGAUGCUGCUGCGGAUGGUGUCCGACGAAGGGACCGGCGGCAGAGGCUUCCUCGUCUGGUUCAGUGGCGGCCUCCCCCACGUGGACGAAAACCAGUUCUGUGGGGGGAAGCUUGAGAAAAGCCAAGGGUCUCUCAAGACCCCCAACUGGCCUGAGAGUGACUAUCCGCCUGGCAUCAGCUGCUCCUGGCACAUCAUUGCCCCACAAGGCCAGGUGAUCGUCCUGACUUUUGGGAAGUUUGAUGUGGAGUUUGACACCUAUUGCCGAUAUGACUACGUGGCCGUCUUCAAUGGCGGGGAGCAAGACGACUCGCGCCGCGUUGGCAAAUUCUGUGGAGACAAGUCACCCAGCUCCAUCCGCUCGGAUGGCAACGAGCUUCUGAUCCAGUUUGUCUCAGAUCUGAGCGUUACGGCCGAUGGAUUUUCUGCCUCGUACGUGAUGAAGAGUCACGAUGAGCCGGUGGAUGCCACCAGGACCCAGCCCGUGAUCCCGGUUUUCCCAGGCUCCAGGCCCACGCAGACCAGCAGGAAGCCUGUGCCCCCUAAGCCCAAACCUCCCAGCAAGCCUGCAGACCGACCCAAGCCGGCUCCGCGCCCCAAGCCGACAGCCCAAGCCCGUCCUGACACUGCAGGCCCCACGACUCCCACUGCAGGUGAGGUCACCUGCCCGCAACGCUGCAAGCGGACGGGGACCCUGCAGACCAACUUCUGCGCCAGUGAUUUUGUGGUCAGCGGCACCGUCCAAGCCCUCCAGCGAAGAGAGGGGACCCGGGUCACAGCCACCGUGACGCUCAUCCACGCCUACAAGAAGGGGGCCCUGAGCCUCCCCCCGGAAGCAGCCGAAGCCGCCACUCUCCGCUUGGACGUGCCCUGCAGACAGUGCCCCAUUCUCAAGAAAGGGGCCAGCUAUGUCUUCAUGGGGAGGGUGGAGGCCGACGGAAGCGGGCAGCUGCCCCCCACCAGCUUCGUGGUGCCCCUCCGGCCGCAGCAGCAGCAGAUUCUCACCAACAUCAGCAAGCGGCCCUGCACUGGCCGAGCCAGGAGGAACCGCACCUGAGGACCCGCCCACAAGCAAAACCAUGUAACCAAUAAACAGGCAGGGAAGCAGUUCACGGACUCCAGGGUGGGGAAUGACACCUAUUGUUCUACGUUGUUCACACCCGCACCGCUGUCUUAAAGGUAUUUUUACACACA
Messenger RNA from Pantherophis guttatus, 1655 nucleotides. RefSeq names its product procollagen C-endopeptidase enhancer (gene PCOLCE). The record is from RefSeq and is a predicted model, not a curated record. Gene Ontology annotation, molecular function: peptidase activator activity; collagen binding; protein binding. NCBI's taxonomy places the organism in Eukaryota, Metazoa, Chordata, Lepidosauria, Squamata, Colubridae. Gene Ontology annotation, biological process: proteolysis.